Molecule: messenger RNA, 3141 nt
Organism: Debaryomyces fabryi
Lineage: Eukaryota; Fungi; Ascomycota; Pichiomycetes; Serinales; Debaryomycetaceae
Product: ribosome biosynthesis protein
Exons: 1
Coding region: 1-3141 (1046 amino acids)
Biological process (GO): rRNA acetylation involved in maturation of SSU-rRNA
Cellular component (GO): 90S preribosome; nucleolus
Molecular function (GO): ATP binding; 18S rRNA cytidine N-acetyltransferase activity; tRNA binding
Source: RefSeq, a predicted model, not a curated record
AUGGUAAAGAAGGCUAUUGAUGCACGUAUUCCAUCGCUCAUCCGUAACGGUGUGCAAGAAAAGGAGAGAAGUUUUUUCUUCAUUGUGGGUGAUAAAGCUCGUAAUCAGUUGCCUAAUUUGCAUUAUUUAAUGAUGUCAGCCGAUUUGAAGAUGAACAAGUCAGUUUUAUGGGCAUAUAAAAAGAAAUUAUUGGGCUUCACAUCACACAGACAAAAGAGAGAGGCCAAAAUAAAGAAAGAUAUUAAAAGGGGUGUAAGAGAAGUAAACGACCAAGACCCAUUUGAGGCCUUCAUUUCCAAUCAGCAUAUUAGAUAUGUGUACUAUAAGGAAACCGAAAAAAUUUUGGGUAAUACCUAUGGUAUGUGUAUAUUGCAAGAUUUUGAAGCUAUCACACCUAACUUGUUAGCUAGAACUAUAGAAACUGUUGAAGGUGGUGGAUUAGUUGUCAUAUUGUUGAAAUCUAUGUCUUCAUUGAAACAGUUAUAUACCAUGACAAUGGACAUCCAUUCACGUUAUAGAACUGAGGCCCACGAUGAUGUCGUUGCCAGAUUUAAUGAAAGAUUUUUAUUAUCAUUAGGUUCAUGUGCAAAUUGUUUAGUUGUUGACGAUGAACUUAACGUCUUGCCUAUAUCUGGUGGUAAGCAUGUUAAACCAUUACCAGCUAAAGACGAUGAUGAUUUGUCUCCUAAUGCAAAAGAGUUGAAGGAAUUGAAGGAAAGCUUGGCAGAUGUCCAGCCAGCUGGUGCAUUAGUUGGGUUAUCAAAAACUGUAAAUCAAGCUCAGUCUAUAUUGACAUUCAUUGAUGUUAUUUCAGAAAAGACAUUAAGAAGUACGGUUGCAUUAACAGCUGGUAGAGGUCGUGGUAAAUCAGCAGCCUUAGGUAUUGCUAUUGCAGCUGCAGUUUCUCAUGGUUAUUCUAAUAUUUUCGUCACAUCACCUUCUCCAGAAAACUUGAAGACAUUAUUCGAGUUUGUUUUCAAAGGAUUCGAUGCCUUAGGUUAUACUGAGCAUAUGGAUUAUGAUAUUAUACAAUCAACUAACCCAUCAUUUAACAAGGCUAUCGUUAGAGUGGAUAUUAAACGUGGUCAUCGUCAAACUAUUCAAUAUAUUUCACCAAAUGAUAACCAUGUAUUAGGUCAGGCCGAAUUAGUUAUUAUAGAUGAAGCUGCUGCUAUCCCAUUACCUGUCGUGAAAAACUUAAUGGGACCUUAUUUGAUUUUCAUGGCUUCUACUAUUAAUGGUUACGAAGGUACAGGUAGAUCUUUAUCGUUGAAGUUAAUUCAACAAUUACGUACUGAAUCCAAUAGCAACAGAAGAAAUGAUGACACAACAGUUGUAUCUAGAGACAACAAGUCUAAUUUCGAUUCCGCUUCGUCAGGUAGAGAUUUGCGUGAAGUUGUCUUGGAUGAACCAAUUAGAUAUGCACCAGGAGAUCCAGUUGAAAAGUGGUUGAAUAAAUUAUUAUGCUUAGAUGUUUCAUUAUCCAGAAAUUCCAAGUUUGCUACUAAAGGUUGUCCACAUCCUUCUCAAUGUAACUUAUUUUAUGUGAACAGAGAUACCUUGUUUUCAUAUCACCCUGUCUCUGAAGCUUUCUUGCAAAAAAUGAUGGCUUUAUAUGUUGCAUCGCAUUACAAAAAUUCUCCUAAUGAUUUACAAUUGAUGAGUGAUGCUCCUGCUCAUCAAUUAUUUGUCUUGUUACCACCAAUUGAAGAAGGUGGUAAUAGAAUUCCAGACCCCUUAUGUGUUAUCCAACUUGCCUUAGAAGGUGAAAUUUCAAAAGAAAGUGUUCGUAAAUCAUUAUCUCGUGGCCAGAGAGCUGGAGGUGAUUUAAUUCCAUGGUUAAUUUCUCAACAGUUCCAAGAUGAAGAGUUUGCAUCAUUAUCUGGUGCUAGAGUUGUAAGAAUCGCUACAAACCCAGAAUAUGCUGGAAUGGGUUAUGGUUCAAGAGCUUUAGAGUUAUUGCAAGAUUAUUACGAGGGAAAAUUCACAGAUAUCAGUGAAUCCUCAGAAAUUAACGACCAUACGAUAACCAGAGUUACAGAUAAAGAAUUAGCGAACGCUUCUUUGAAGGAUGAAAUUAAGUUGAGAGAUGCUAAAUCAUUGCCACCAUUAUUAUUGAAGUUAUCUGAAAAGCCACCUUACUUUUUACAUUACUUAGGUGUAUCUUUCGGAUUGACUCCACAAUUGCAAAAAUUCUGGAAGAGAUCUGGAUUCGUUCCUGUUUAUUUAAGACAGACAGCUAAUGAGUUGACUGGAGAACAUACCUCUGUCAUGAUAAACGUAUUACAAAACCGCGAGAAGACAUGGUUACAAGAAUUUUCGAAGGAUUUCCACAAGCGUUUCUUACAGUUAUUGUCAUAUGAAUUUAAAAAAUUUCCAGCUGUUCAAGCAUUAAAUAUUAUUGAAGCAACAGAGGCUGGUGAAAAUCACGAAAGUAAGACCAAGAAAUUAACCAGAAAUGAUUUAGAUAACAUCUUAUCUCCAUUCGACUUGAAGAGAUUAGAUUCAUAUGCCAAUAAUUUGUUAGAUUACCAUGUUAUUGUUGAUAUGUUACCAUUGAUUUCCCAGUUAUAUUUUUCAAAGAAAACUGGCACUGAUGUCAGUUUGUCAUCUGUACAAGCUGCUAUUUUAUUAGCAAUUGGUUUGCAACACAAAGACUUGGACCAUAUUUCAAAAGAAUUAAACUUGCCAUCGAAUCAAUCCAUGGCAAUGUUUGCUAAAAUCGUUCGUAAGUUUUCAACUUAUUUCAGAAGUAUUUUAAGUAAGUCUAUUGAAGAUUCUAUGCCUCAAUAUGAAGAUGAGGCUGUUAAGGCAAUGGAAGGACUGCCAGAACACAUAGAUUACGAUAAGAUAGAGCAGGAUAUGCAAGAUGAUUUAGAAGAGGCUGGUGAUGAAGCUAUGCAAGAAUUGAAGGCAAAACAAAAGGAAUUUAUUAAUGCUAUUAACUUAGAUAAAUACGCAAUUGCAGACGAUGCAGACUGGGAAGCUGCUGGUAAAUCUGUUACCAAGGCUGUCAAUGGAAAAGGAGUAGUCAGUGUCAAGAAUAAAAAUUCUAAGAGACAAAAGGGUGAGAGUGCUGCUGAUAUUUAUGAUUCAGAAAUGAAAAGUGCUAACAAGAAACCAAAGAAAUCAAAGAAAUAG